AUGCUCGCAUCAUCCAACAGCAAGGCUUCCGAGCCAAAGAAGAUUAAAAUUCUUUUUGUUACCGGCAAUGAGAAUAAGAAGAAGGAGGUUCAACAAAUCAUGGGAGAUGAAUUCCAAGUCGAUUCGCUCGCUAUUGAAUUACCGGAACUACAAGGAGAAAUUGAAGAAAUUUCAAAGGAAAAGUGUCGUAUUGCCAUCCAAAACGUUUUGACAGAUCCAAGAAUUGCCUAUAAAUAUGGUUCUGAACACGUGAUUGUUGUAGAAGAUACCUCUCUAUGUUUUAAUGCUUUAAAUUCAUUACCUGGACCAUAUAUUAAAUGGUUUUUGGAAAAACUCGGACAUGACGGAUUGAACAAGAUGUUGGUCGGAUUCGAAGAUAAGAGUGCUUCUGCUGUUUGUACUCUUGCCUAUUGGCAUCCACAAUGGUUACAAGAACAACUCAAGAAAAUGAAAGGUCAUUCUCAUUUGCAUGACCAUGGAGAGGGUCAUCACCAUCAUCACCACGGAGAAUCUGGAUGUUGUGACCAUGAACAUCACCAUGGAGAAGGUCAUGAACAUGCUUCCGAGAAUACAGAAUGUUGCAAAGGUUUAACUCCAGAAGAAUGUUGCAAGAACAAGGAAGGUGGUGAAAAGUGUUGUGAUAAGGAAGAAUGCUGUGAUAAGGAAGGUGGAGAUGAGGAAUGGGAAGAUGAGGAGCAACAUGGAGAACAUGGGUGUUGCGACGAUCAUGGAUGUUGUGGAGAAGUUGAACUCAAGUUGGAUCCAUUAGUGAUCAGAGGUGACACCAAAGGUAUGAUUGUUCCACCAAGAUCAAGCGACGAACCUGCUUUUGGAUGGGAUCCAAUUUUCCAACCAGAAGGUUUCUCUCAAACUUAUGCAGAAAUGUCAAAAGAGCAAAAGAACUCGAUCAGUCAUAGAUACAAGGCAUUUAAGGCUUUGCAAGAAGUGUUGUUGUCCAACAAAUAA
This is a messenger RNA of Naegleria lovaniensis, 966 nucleotides long. RefSeq lists its product as uncharacterized. The transcript is spliced from 2 exons. Gene Ontology annotation, cellular component: cytoplasm. Gene Ontology annotation, molecular function: nucleoside triphosphate diphosphatase activity. The coding region runs from base 1 to 966 and encodes 321 amino acids. The record is from RefSeq and is a predicted model, not a curated record. Gene Ontology annotation, biological process: nucleoside triphosphate catabolic process. Lineage: Eukaryota; Heterolobosea; Eutetramitea; Acrasida; Naegleriidae.